Messenger RNA from Aspergillus alliaceus, 687 nucleotides. Its product is annotated as OBAP family protein. Bases 1 to 687 code for a protein of 228 amino acids. The record is from RefSeq and is a predicted model, not a curated record. NCBI's taxonomy places the organism in Eukaryota, Fungi, Ascomycota, Eurotiomycetes, Eurotiales, Aspergillaceae. The transcript has 3 exons.
AUGUCAACAACCACCAACCUCCCCGGUUCCCCCAAAACAACCAAAAGCCAAAUCCUUGAAACCGGCGCCUCCGCCAUCCAAGACUUCACCCCCGUAAAACAAAUCUGCGCCCACCUGAACGCCUUCCACGUCUACGUCGACGACCCAACCCGCUGCAUCGAAACAAACCACUACUGCUCCCACAUAACAGAAGACCUCCGCCAAUGCCUCCUCUACGCCUCCACAGCCCCCGACGCCCCCCUCCUCGGGGUCGAAUAUAUGAUAACGCCCCGCCUCUUCGCGACGCUGCCCCCAGAGGAAAAGAAACUCUGGCAUACGCAUGAAUACGAAGUCAAGAGUGGGAUGCUGAUUAUGCCGGCGCCGGCUGGCGUGCCGAGUACCGUGUGGGAGGCGGCUGAGACGACAGAGAUGAGGGAUAUACUGCCACUGUAUGGCAAGACGUAUCAUUUUUGGCAGGUGGAUCGGGGGGAUAAGGUGCCGUUGGGGGAGCCGGUUCUUAUGGGGAGUUUUACGAAGGAGGAGGAUGUUAGCAGGGUUAAUGGGGGGAUAUCGGGAUUGGGAGAGUUGUGUAAGGGACGGGAUGAGAGGUUUGGGGUUGAUGUUCAACGGAAGGCGGAGGUUAGAGGGGGGAUUGAGGGGAGGGUGAAGGGGGAGGGUGAUGAUGAGGUUGACGCUGCGUGGAAGUAG